GCGGCCGCUUGGACAGCCCGGGCAACCUCGACACCCUGCAGGCGAAAAAGAACUUCUCCGUCAGUCACCUGCUAGACCUGGAGGAGGCCGGGGACAUGGUGGCGGCACAGGCGGACGAAAGUGUGGGCGAGACGGGCCGGAGCCUGCUGGAGUCACCAGGACUGACCAGUGGCAGCGACACCCCUCAGCAGGACAAUGAUCAACUGAACUCAGAGGAGAAGAAGAAGAGAAAGCAACGGAGAAACAGAACGACCUUCAACAGCAGCCAGCUGCAGGCCUUGGAGCGUGUCUUCGAGCGGACACAUUACCCGGAUGCUUUUGUGCGAGAAGAUCUUGCACGUCGGGUGAACCUCACUGAGGCUAGAGUGCAGGUGUGGUUUCAGAACCGAAGAGCCAAGUUCCGUCGGAAUGAGAGAGCCAUGCUGGCCAAUAAAAACGCUUCCCUCCUCAAGUCCUACUCAGGAGAUGUGACUGCCGUGGAGCAGCCCAUCGUACCUCGGCCUGCUCCUAGACCCACCGAUUAUCUCUCCUGGGGGACAGCCUCUCCAUACAGCGCCAUGGCUACUUAUUCUGCCACAUGUGCCAACAAUAGCCCUGCACAGGGUAUCAACAUGGCCAACAGCAUUGCCAACCUGAGACUGAAGGCCAAGGAAUAUAGUUUACAGAGGAACCAGGUGCCAACAGUCAACUGAGGAAAAAAAUAAUUAAACAGGCCUAAGAAGAAAUCAAAAACCAUAAGAGACCUAUCCUGUUCUGUCAUUUCUUCAUCUGCUGGAAAAAAUCAAAUCAAACAAACAAACAAAGCCAGAACUAAAAUAUUGGGACCAUGGCGGAGAAAAGCAGGAGAGGAACAAAACGAAAAUUAGUUAACAGUGGUUCCUUCUUCCUCUCGGAUACCAUCACCAUUUGCUUCUGUGUGCGUUCAUUUUGUUUUCCUUCUAUCCGUGCUUUGCUAAUUAUACUCCAAGCUUCUUCAGUUAGGCUCAACCCACCCAUUCCUGUAAUUGUAUGAGAAUUAAAAAAAAAAAAACUUCAGCAGCCAAAGAAACACACACACAUAUAUAUGCACACAUAUAUACAUAUAUAUACACAUAUAUGUAUAUAUACAUAUAUAUACACACACACUUGAGUGUGUGUGUGUGUGUGUGUGUGUGUGUAUGUGUGUGUGUGUAAGAUUAUGUCUCAGUAACCUGUUUGACCUCAGUGCCUUAUUCUGUCUCCCAAGUAUCUCUAGGAGAUUUUUGAAAAUCCAAAGUAUUUCUGAGGAAUCUGUAUGUUGUCUCCAUGUCUGUUGGUCAUGGUAAGGUUUUUCUAUCAGCUUCACGAAAAAGAAAUGUACACAUGUUCUGGUGUUUGACCUGUCUGAUUGAUGUGGUUGGCCAUGUCUGGUGAACUCUGAGCUCUAAGGUCUUGAGCGAAUCUGUGGACUUAAGCUCUAAGUGCUAGGUUAUAAUGUUAUCAACACCAUCCCUCAUCUAAACCAAACAAUAAACCAUCCUAAGUUAAAGAUA
This is a messenger RNA of Cricetulus griseus (Chinese hamster), 1511 nucleotides long. Lineage: Eukaryota; Metazoa; Chordata; Mammalia; Rodentia; Cricetidae. The record is from RefSeq and is a predicted model, not a curated record.